Molecule: messenger RNA, 1399 nt
Organism: Meriones unguiculatus (Mongolian gerbil)
Lineage: Eukaryota; Metazoa; Chordata; Mammalia; Rodentia; Muridae
Gene: Eid2
Product: EP300 interacting inhibitor of differentiation 2
Exons: 1
Coding region: 68-691 (207 amino acids)
Biological process (GO): negative regulation of DNA-templated transcription
Cellular component (GO): nucleoplasm
Molecular function (GO): transcription corepressor activity
Source: RefSeq, a predicted model, not a curated record
CCCCGCGCCUCGCCGUCCCGCCGCUCCCCGGUCCCCGCGAGCCGCCGCGCCGAGCCUGCGCUCCGACAUGUCCCAGCUGCCCGCAGCCAGCGGCGUCCCGCGGACGGGCGCGGCGAGCGGCGGCCGCGGGCUCCCGCAGGCCGGGGCGGGCGGCGGGCGGCGUGCGCUCCCGGGCCCGGCGCGACCCGAGGAGAGCCGGGGCGGCCCGAUGGCGGCGGCGGCGGCGGCCCCGGCCCGCGGCGGCCGGGCGGCGGCCCGCGGCGGCCCCGCGGCGGCGGCGGCGUCCCGGGAGGCCCGCAUGGCGGAGGUGGCCCGGCUGCUGGGCGAGCCGCUGGAGGAGGAGGCCCCCGAGGGCAGGCCCCGCUCCCGCGCCGGCGGCCUGGCCGCGCUGCCCUACCUGCGCCUCCGCCACCCGCUCAGCGUCCUGGGCAUCAACUACCAGCAGUUCCUGCGCCACUACCUGGAGAACUACCCGAUCGCCCCGGGCCGCAUCCAGGAGCUGGAGGAGCGCCGCCGGCGCUUCGUGGAGGCCUGCCGGGCCCGGGAGGCGGCCUUCGACGUGGAGUACCUGCGCAACCCGCAGAGGGUGGAUUUUGACAUUCUGACCUUUACCAUAGCCCUGACCGCGUCGGAGGUGAUCAACCCUCUGAUAGAAGAACUGGGGUGCGACAGGUUCAUCCAGCGAGAGUGAGGGGCCGCCGGGGGCCGGGCGCGGCGCGAAGGCCUCCCUCCGAGGCAAGCCCCGUCCCGCAGCCUGGUGUCCAGACGCAGCCUGGUGUCCAGACGUCGGAAGGGCCCCGAGAGUGGAGCGGCGCGGCCUUGGCUGGGGGACGAGGCGACCGACGAUUGGGGGGUGGAAACGUCGACCUCGGUGAGGCUCCUGCAACGUGUAGGUUUCCUGUGUCACGGAAGACGUCUGCCCGCGUGGCUCCGUCGAUAAGCAAAGGGUGGCUCUGUAAAACCUCAAGGCUUGAGGGGAGUUUUCCUGAAGGAGGGUCAGCGUGAAGAGCUAACACUGACCAGGACGAAGUGUACUCCAGACCUUGACCUUGUCAGAACAUGCCUUCUCUUCAUGCCGGGGUCAGCGCGAGUGUAAGACUGAUUUCGUGUUUCCGAGACAUUGCGAAUGGCAAGCAGCAUAAAUAUUGUAAUAUUGUACAUAGUGUGUGAUACAUUGUGUCUUCAGACAUGCCAGAUGGGAACAAACGGAAUCUGUGUUCCAUUUUUCAGACUUUUUUUUUUUUUUUUUAGUAACACUCAUCUGUUCACAGUUCCCAAGAAUAUAAAGGACUGAGCGUCCCCUGUGCCUCCCUCCCGGUGCCGGCGCUAAGGCAGCCGCCGACGCCGUUUCCUUCCUCGUUUCACUAUGUAUACACAAUACAUAUUUAUUUCUUUGCAA